AUGUCAGCCAGUGGGGAAGUAGAACUCACAAUUCAAGCAGAAGGCAAAGGCACUAUUCUAUGCUACCGUUCAGUGAUGAGCACCUCUGGCGGCAUUUGGCUCGGCGACAACCCUCUCCAUUUCUCCCUCCCUCUCCUACUCUUCCAAAUUACCAUCAUCUUCCUCACCACUCGUCUCACCCACGCCAUUCUCCGCGGUUUAGGCCUACCUCUUGUUAUCUCCCAAGUCAUUGGAGGUAUAAUUCUUGGCCCAUACGUGAUCGGCCGAAACAAAAGCUUUGCUCGAGUGAUGUUCUCCCCAAAAGGUCGAGAACAACUAAACACAAUCUCGUUCAUAUCAUUCAUGAUCUUUCUUUUCCUCGUCGGCAUCAAAACAGAUGCUUCGAUCAUAAAAAAAUCGGGAAAGAAAGCCAUUGGUGUCGCCCUCAUCGGCAUCAUCCUCCCAGUAAUUCUCGCCAUGCUCGUCACUCUAAGCUUCAACUUCACCGAUAAACUUCUUUUCUACUUCUACAUUGCAUCAAGAGCAAGCAUAAGCUCUUACACUGUUGUUAGUUGUGUUCUUCAAGAGCUCAACCUUCUUUCAUCCAAUCUUGGAAGGCUUGCCUUAUCAGCAUCUCUGAUGAAUGAGUUCUUUAACUACUUUUCCACUGCUGUUCUCAUCUGUGUUUCGGUUGCCAACCAAACUCAAUCUCCAUUGCUUGGCAUCAAAUCUUUAGCAGCAUUGAUUAUACUUCUUUUGUUCAUCACUUAUAUUGUGCGGCCGGGAAUCAUUUGGAUGAUCAGAAGGACGCCGGAAGGAAGAAUGCUCGACGAAUGGACGUUCUUAUCUAUCAUGUUUGUGGCUUUUGCAUGUGGUUUAUUAACAGAGGUGAUCGGUCACCGGGCGACGAUGGGGCCAUUUUAUCUUGGGUUGAUAUUGCCGGGAGGGCCGCCGUUGGGGAUAACAAUGGUGGAGAGAUUGGAGAGGUUGGUGUGUGGGGUGUUCUUGCCGGUGAUGAUGGCUAUUGCCGGGUUAAGGAUGGAUUUGGGGAAGUUGGUGGAGGUUGGAGAGUGGGGAAUGCUUGAGAUGAUUGUGUUGAUUUGCAUCGCCGGAAAGUUCAUCGGAGUUGUGUCGCCGUGCUUGUAUUGCAGGAUGCCAUGGCGUGAUGCUUUCUUUCUUAGUUUGAUGAUGAAUAGUAAGGGCAUUUAUGAGAUUGACAUCGCCAAUGUCUGGCUUGACAGUCAGAUCUUGAACAAACGUCAACACUCAAUGAUCCUUUUCAACGUCCUCGUCUUCGGCGGCACAACCGCACCUCUCCUCAAAUUCCUCUACCGUCCUGAAGACCGCUUCAUCGCCAACAAACGCCGAACUCUCCAGCACUCCAACCCCUCCGACGAGCUCCGCGUCCUCGCCUGCGUCCACUCCCAAGACCACGUCAACCCCAUCGUCUCCCUCCUGGACCUCUCCACCCCUUCAUCAGACCACCCUCUCUGUCUCUACAUCCUCCACCUCACCCCUCUCGCCGGCCGUUCAGCCGCCCUCCUCCUCCCUUACAACAAACGCCCCACCUCCUCCCUCUCCUCCAUCUUCACCACCGAAUCUGACCACAUCUUUAAAGCCUUUCUUUAUCUCCAGCAACAGUUCUCCGGCACUGUCUCCGUCCUUCCCUACGUUGGCAUAUCCCCACACGCCACCAUGCAUGACUAUGUCUGCACUCUGGCCUUAGACAAAAAAGCCACUUUGAUUAUCCUCCCAUUCCACCGCCGCAUCACCAUUGAUGGCACAGUUGAAGCAGUAGCCUCCACAGUGCAAGCAGUCAACAUUAACGUUCUUCGUUACGCGCCAUGUUCAGUUGGGAUGCUAGUUAACCAAGGGGAAUCCAAAGGCUUGUUGGCUGAGAAAGUAGUAGUGUUCUUUCUGGGAGGAGCUGAUGAUAGGGAAGCAUUGGCUUAUGGAGUGAGGAUGGGAAUGAAUCCAAGAGUGGAAGUGGUGGUGGUGAGAAUAAGGUUGCAAAGAGGUUGGGAAAUGGAGGAGAAGGUUGAUGAUGAGGUGGUGGAGGAGUUUAGGAGGAAAGGGAGGGUUGAGUAUAGGGAAGAGGUGGUGAGGGAUUCGUCAGGGACGGCAAAGGUGAUAAAGGAAAUGAGUAAGGAGUUUGGGUUGGUGGUGGUGGGAAGAAGGGAAGGGGUGGUGUCAGCUUUGACGGAAGGGUUGGAUAUGUGGAGUGAGUACCCAGAGUUGGGGGCUGUAGGAGAUAUGUUGGCUACUUCAGACUUGGGAGGGAUAGUGGCUACUUUGGUUGUGCAACAACAGAGGAGAGUUGGUGGACAUGGGAAUGUUGGUAAUAAUGUGAGUUUGGGGAGUAGGAGGAUGGUUAAGGAGAGGGGUGAGGAUGAUGAUGAUGAUGAUGAUUGA
Molecule: messenger RNA, 2391 nt
Organism: Dioscorea cayenensis subsp. rotundata (Guinea yam)
Lineage: Eukaryota; Viridiplantae; Streptophyta; Magnoliopsida; Dioscoreales; Dioscoreaceae
Product: cation/H(+) antiporter 15-like
Exons: 3
Coding region: 1-2391 (796 amino acids)
Biological process (GO): proton transmembrane transport; regulation of pH
Cellular component (GO): membrane; endomembrane system
Molecular function (GO): antiporter activity
Source: RefSeq, a predicted model, not a curated record